CGGCUGGUGACAGUUGGCGAAUUUGAGGGUCUUGCUGAAGAAGGGACUACGCGAGCAAAGUUUUGAAUUAAUGUUCUAAAAUAUUUACUUUAUUGAUAAACAUGUGUAACCCGUCGCAGCGAGGGUUGAAAUAAUUGAUUUCAGACACUGUUUUAUUUUGUAAUGGGAGAGAGAAAGCUAGAGUGACAGCGAAUAUUGCGCGCUAUAAGAUAUUCUAGAUAUUUUCUGGAUACAUGUUAGGCGCAAUAAAAACUAAUUAAUUAGACCAUUAAUCAAAGGGUUUAAUUUACAAUAGGACAGGAGAAUCGUUUUGAAUACCGUACAUAUCGUUGUGUUUGGGUAGAGCCGGACGAACAGAUUGCUUUUUCAGUGCGCGAGGGCAGAAGCUAUCAGACUCGGAGCGCGAAAUCCUGAGGGCUCGAGAGCAACUGGUAAAAAAAUUGACAAGUUAUUUUUGUUAAAUGAUUAAUAUUCCUGUUACAUGUUACUAGUUUCUAAAAUAUAUGUCAUCGGACAAUUGUUUCAUAUAUAAUAGCAUUGAUCGGAAACGAAUUUAUUAAUUUAAAAUUAUUAUUUACCAUCCAUACAAAGUGAAUAAUUUAUAACUAAACGAUCGGGAUAACCGUUACCUGUUAAUGUGAGACGCACUGUAUUCUUUUUAUACAUGUCGGAUAAAUAAAGGUAACUACAAGAUAUUUAGUUACAAUUAAAAAAAUAGUGCAUUGAUCUUUGUGUAGAGAGGAGAGUUAAGUCUGUGUUUCUGAUAAUUCACUCCUUGGUGACCAUGUCCGAAAUGUGUAAAAUACAGCCACAGACGCCUCCGUCCGAGAACUGUUCCUCAAAUCCCGAUCAAGCAACUGUUGCUCACAGCGAGUCUACCUUGACGAGCGAGCAAGGACUGACAUUUAGCACAGACCUCAAUCUGGUGGAGAUGACUGAGGUGGAAUAUACGCAACUUCAGCACAUUAUCUAUUCACAAAUGGAGGCACAGGUUGAGCAGGGGGGAGCUGUUGAAUCGCGGUUAAACCCCGGCGUUUAUACAACAAGCAGUCCCUCAAACCAGACUGUCUGCCAGCCCCCUAACCCACAGCAUUUGGAGUAUCCAACAGCAAACCCUGCGAAUCCCUCUGUAUACUGCACUAGCAGCAGCCAGCCAGACCUCACUGCAGAUGCCCGCUUUAUCACUGCCAACACAAAUCAUGGACAUGUAGACUUUCAAGAAUUUAAAAUGAUUUUGAUGAGUGAUCCAUCGCUCAAUAACGCUGUAUUAACAGAAAAGACCCCUACUAACUGUGGCGAAGCACCGGGGACCAAUUUAGCUAAAGCAAGGCAUGCUGAAGAUAUGUGUAGAGAACACAGAGAUUUUCCAAUUGAAAACGCCAAAGCAACCGCUGAAUCGAGACCUAAUCCUGCAGCCCGAGUUCGACUGGAGAAGAGAUUUAAUUAUAACCCUUCUGAAGUUUCCAGACACCAAGAGCCGCAGGAAUCAUCGGCUGCCUUAAGCAAUUUUUUAACAUUGCUUCAUCAACCUUCGGAGCUGCUUGGGGUAUCUCUUCAGUCACAGCCAAACAAAUGCAACACGAUGUCAAAGAACAAGACAGCUCCAACUUCUACCACUGUAGAAUUUAGUCACCCACUGUUUGGUGCUAAUAUGUGUAAUUCAAUUGGCAGCUUUAAUACCACAAAUGCACAGAACAUCGGAAGUCUGUCUCAGAUGUUGGAGUCUGCUAAACACCAUGAGCUUGUGAUUCCCAGAAACUUCACUUUCAGUUAUCAGCAAGAAACAGAACCUGCAAAGAAAACAGUGGCAAAUCAAACCCAACAAGUCCUUGAGCACGUUUGGGUUAAGCUAGAAGAAGAAACUUCACAUAAACAUACAGCAAACAAACGCACCAGAACCAGAGGACGUCAGGCAGACACAGAGCGGAGAGCUCUCACUGAUAUUCAAAAUGUACCAGCCAGCCAGCUUACCAGAGCGGCCACCAGCACUCGGAAGAAAAGCAUCCUGGAGGGAGAGAAUUCACAGCGCAGAGAGAGACACAAUUGCAUGGAGCGAGACAGGAGACGGAGAAUUCGCAUUUGCUGUGAUGAACUCAAUAUGCUGGUUCCAUUUUGCACCUCUGAGACUGACAAAGCUACAACACUGCAGUGGACAACAGCAUUUCUCAAGUACAUUCAUGAAAUACACGGAGACAGUCUUAAAAGGGAGUUUGAGGGUGUUUUUUGUGGGAAGACUGGGAAGCGCAUGAAGCUUGGUAGAGCUGAACAAUUUGUGACUUAUGGAGAACAAGGGAAUUCACUGAGCAAUGCAGCAACAGAGCAAAAAUGAUACAUCUAUAAAUAUAUACACCAUAUAGGUGAAUAUAUGAUUUUUGAAACAAAAUAGUAAAGUUAACAUAAGGGCAACAUAUCUCCUUCCUCAUGCUUAUUGUUUUAUGCUUCAUGUGGAGGCUGUGCCUAGACUAGUCUAUUCUGAACCACAUAGUUUGAACUUUUAGCCAGCUGUUAUAGCAUGUUUGCUGGGCCACUGAAUGGUUUUAAAAAUUGUAGAAGAAAUCAUUUAUUCCUGCAUCCCUUCUGUACCCAUCUGUAAAUUAUAUACAGCCACAAGAAAGUAGCACAAGCGAAUUAUCUUUAUACUUUUUUUUUCUUUUAAACGUUUAUCAAAGGCAAAUUUCUUGCUUUAAGCUGUACACAGCGUGGUCUGUUUUUAUUUAUUUUUUGUAUUGUGGUAAAACAGUGGCACUAAUCUUAAUAAUUCUAGUCUAAAAUGUUUACGUGCCCUUCCAUAAACGGAAGAGGAUGUCCUUUAUUUAAUAAACCUGUUUCUCAUUCACAAUUUGGUGAGACUGCUCAAAACUUAACUUUGCCUAUCUAAAAUAAAAUUAAAUGCUGGGUUUUAAACCCUUCAGAGGUGUCACUGUUUCUUCACGAUUGUUUUUACAUGGCAUAUACAACAUGGAUUUCUAAAAAUAAGUAGAUGGCUUCAAAAAUAUAUGAAACUGACACUUUUAAUCUACAGUGUACAGUGUAUUGGUGGAAACAAAUUCAGUGCAUGUUAUCUUUUAAUAAAG
Molecule: messenger RNA, 3074 nt
Organism: Acipenser ruthenus (sterlet)
Lineage: Eukaryota; Metazoa; Chordata; Actinopteri; Acipenseriformes; Acipenseridae
Product: transcription factor-like 5 protein
Exons: 6
Coding region: 785-2329 (514 amino acids)
Biological process (GO): spermatogenesis; regulation of DNA-templated transcription
Cellular component (GO): nucleus
Molecular function (GO): RNA polymerase II cis-regulatory region sequence-specific DNA binding; protein dimerization activity; DNA-binding transcription factor activity, RNA polymerase II-specific
Source: RefSeq, a predicted model, not a curated record